AUGGGUAAUCUACCUUUUCACAGGGUGUCUAAACUUAAACCCUUCUCUUGCGUGGGUAUAGAUUAUGGAGGUCCAUACACGAUAUCUUUGGGAAGAUAUCGAGGGGCUAAAAUUGAUAAGGCCUAUAUCUGUUUAUUUGUGUGUUCUGCCACUAAAGCAUUGCACAUUGAGUUGGUGUCUGAUCUUUCCACCGACACAUUUAUAGCAGCCCUAAAACGAUUCAUGUCCCGUCGCGGUCGAGUGUCAUAUAUAUUUAGUGACAAUGCGACCAAUUUUGUUGGUGCUUCUCGGAUCUUCAUGGAUCUCAUGAAAGUUGCGACACAAGAAGAGCAAAUUGAAUGGAAAUUUAUUCCACCAUCUAGUCCGCACUUCGGAGGGUUGUGGGAAGCUGGGAUUGAAUCGGUAAAGUCUCAACUUUGUAGAAUUCUUGGCGACCAAAUACUUACUUAUGAGGAGUUCAACACAUUACUGAUUCAAAUAGAAGCUAUUUUAAAUUCAAGACCACUGUGUCCUACCAGCUCCGAUCCCAACGAUCUUCUAGCUCUUACCUCACUUCUUGACAUUGGAGCCGUUAAAUUGUCCUCCUGA
This is a messenger RNA of Leptinotarsa decemlineata (Colorado potato beetle), 588 nucleotides long. RefSeq lists its product as uncharacterized. Lineage: Eukaryota; Metazoa; Arthropoda; Insecta; Coleoptera; Chrysomelidae. The record is from RefSeq and is a predicted model, not a curated record.